GUAUUGACAGCGCCAACUGAGUUCUUCUGUUCGUCAUGGCCGCCAACACGAAAAUGGACGAAAUGAAACAGUAUUUUCACUUUCCUCGCGCUUUCGAGCACAAUCGCACGUUUAUUACGAAGACGAACGAUGUGACUGGCUGUCACGACCUCCGCUACCUGUUGGAAGCUCAGUCCAAGGGGUUGAUCGUCGCCGCAGUUGUGACAGACGACCUUCCCGACGGGGUGUACAGGGUCCUUCUGACAUGUCGCCUCGACGUUGACCCACCAACCAACAAUCCAAAAACGAUCCAAAAGAGGCAAAGGAGGCAGAGCAGGCAAAGGGGGCAAAGGGAAGCUCAAGGACAACAAACUGUACCAAAUGAUAUGAAGACAUUUGAAAGGUCCCAAUGCACAUUCUGUGACUGCAUCAAUCGACUCGCGACUGACAAGAAGCUGUGUGACCAAUGUACCAAACAUUUGAGAGCCAUAAAGUGUAAAAGACUUGGACUUCUUUUCAAGUUUGAGCCAGUCGUGAAAACUGUCUACGAUCCGGCAGUCUGGCCAGACGAACGUCUUGCAGAAUACUGUCUGAGGGCAUACGACGAAUCAAAGAGUAUGGGGAGGUCGCAACCUGAAGUUAGCGGAGUUAUUGAAUGGGAAGACUUGGUAUACUCCAACCUCGCGAGAAUCAGCGAGACCCACACCGAACGCACAGAGCGCAUGCGCUGGUAA
This is a messenger RNA of Branchiostoma belcheri (Belcher's lancelet), 713 nucleotides long. RefSeq lists its product as uncharacterized. Lineage: Eukaryota; Metazoa; Chordata; Leptocardii; Amphioxiformes; Branchiostomatidae. Bases 36 to 713 code for a protein of 225 amino acids. The record is from RefSeq and is a predicted model, not a curated record. The transcript has 2 exons.